GGGCCUCGGCCGGGCGCCCGCGUCACGUGACGCGCCCAGCAUGGCGGCGACCGGAGGCCUGGCCGGUUCCCGGAAGCGGGCUGUGAGGGGCGGGCGCGCUGCUGGAGCCCGAGCGGAGCCGUAACCAGAGCUGGGAGGGCGGCCCGGCGGCCUGGAGCCGGACGUGUCCGGGGCGUCCCCGCAGACCGGGGCAGCAGGUCGUCCGGGGGCCCACCAUGCUGGUGACUGCCUACCUGGCUUUUGUGGGCCUCCUGGCCUCCUGCCUGGGGCUGGAACUGUCAAGAUGCCGGGCUAAGCCCCCUGGAAGGGCCUGCAGCAAUCCCUCCUUCCUUCAGUUUCAGCUGGACUUCUAUCAGGUCUACUUCCUGGCCCUGGCAGCUGAUUGGCUCCAGGCUCCCUACCUGUAUAAACUGUAUCAGCAUUACUACUUCCUGGAGGGUCAGAUUGCCAUCCUGUAUGUCUGUGGCCUCGCCUCUACAGUCCUCUUUGGCCUCGUAGCCUCCUCCCUUGUGGACUGGCUGGGUCGGAAGAAGUCUUGUGUUCUCUUCUCCCUCACGUACUCUCUGUGCUGCCUAACCAAAUUGUCUCAGGACUACUUUGUGCUGCUGGUGGGCCGAGCACUUGGUGGGCUGUCCACCGCCCUCCUCUUCUCAGCCUUUGAGGCCUGGUACAUCCAUGAACACGUGGAGCGGCAUGACUUCCCUGCUGAGUGGAUCCCGGCUACCUUUGCCCGCGCUGCCUUCUGGAACCAUGUGCUGGCUGUAGUAGCAGGUGUGGCAGCUGAGGCUGUGGCCAGCUGGAUGGGACUGGGGCCUGUAGCCCCCUUUGUGGCUGCCAUUCCUCUCCUGGCCCUGGCUGGGGCCUUGGCCCUUCGCAACUGGGGAGAGAACUAUGACCGGCAGCGUGCCUUCUCAAGGACCUGCGCUGGAGGCCUGCGCUGCCUCCUGUCAGACCGGCGCGUGCUGCUGCUGGGCACCAUACAGGCCCUGUUUGAGAGCGUCAUCUUCAUCUUCGUCUUCCUCUGGACACCUGUGCUGGACCCACAUGGAGCCCCACUGGGCAUUGUCUUCUCCAGCUUCAUGGCAGCUAGUCUGCUGGGCUCUUCCCUGUACCGCAUUGCUACCUCCAAGAGGUACCACCUUCAGCCCAUGCACCUACUCUCCCUUGCUGUCCUCAUCGUCGUCUUUUCUCUCUUCAUGUUGACUUUCUCCACCAGCCCAGGCCAGGAGAGUCCGGUGGAGUCCUUCAUUGCCUUUCUUCUCAUUGAGUUGGCCUGUGGGCUGUACUUUCCCAGCAUGAGCUUCCUGCGGAGAAAAGUGAUCCCCGAGACAGAACAAGCUGGUGUCUUAAACUGGUUUCGGGUGCCCCUGCACUUACUGGCCUGCCUGGGCCUCCUUGUCCUCCAUGACAGUGACCGAAAGACAGGCACUCGGAAUAUGUUCAGCAUCUGCUCUGCCGUUAUGGUGAUGGCUCUGCUGGCAGUGGUGGGGCUCUUCACAGUGGUAAGGCAUGAUGCUGAGCUCCGGGUGCCCUCCCCUACUGGGGAACCCUAUGCCCCUGAGCUCUAGCCUGGUUCUAGAACAAGGGCUCUGAAAUGGACCCUUUUUUUUUUUUUUUUUGUACGGGGAGUCGAACUUAGGACCUUGCGCUUGCCAGGCAGG
Messenger RNA from Chinchilla lanigera (long-tailed chinchilla), 1661 nucleotides. RefSeq names its product major facilitator superfamily domain containing 5 (gene Slc61a1). Gene Ontology annotation, cellular component: membrane. Gene Ontology annotation, biological process: molybdate ion transport. The coding region runs from base 216 to 1568 and encodes 450 amino acids. Gene Ontology annotation, molecular function: molybdate ion transmembrane transporter activity. The transcript is spliced from 2 exons. The record is from RefSeq and is a predicted model, not a curated record. NCBI's taxonomy places the organism in Eukaryota, Metazoa, Chordata, Mammalia, Rodentia, Chinchillidae.